AUGAUUGCUUAUUGUGGCUUUAAGACUAUUUUUGCAAGUUUGGCUAGUGCCUCUGUGGUAUUACCUAGAACUGUCCUGUAUGAAGGAGUAUUUUGCACUGCAUGUUACCACACUGUAGCAAAACCUGUGAAGCCCAAGAAGUUCAAAGGUGUUACAUAUAGAAAAGUACGUCAUUUCGUGGAUUAUAUGCAGCUGGAAGUUUGUGGUGGAAAGGGUGGUAACGGCAUGCUGUCUUUUCUUUCACUUCCAUGCCGGGAAUGGGCAGGACCUGAUGGUGGAAAUGGAGGCAAUGGCGGGCAUGUUAUUUUCAAAGCUGCUGUUGGUACAAAAUCCCUGGCUCACCUAAAGUCUGUUGAAAAAGCUGAAGAUGGCUUGAAGGGGAGAACAAAACACAGAGAUGGUAGAAAUGCACCUCAUCAUAUUCUUGAGGUUCCACUUGGGACAGUGGUCAGAUCACCAGAAGGCAAGAUCCUUUCAUCACUUGACAAAGAGGGCGAUCUGUUCAUAGCUGCAAGAGGAGGUGCAGGCGGGAAAGGCAACCAUUUUUUCCUAAGUAAUGAAAACAGAGCUCCGUCAGCUGCUGAAAUUGGGGCUGCAGGAGUUAGUAGAACAUUGCAUGUGGAACUAAAAACAAUGGCCCACGCUGGACUGAUAGGUUUUCCUAAUGCUGGAAAGUCAUCCUUGUUGAGAGCCAUUUCAAGAGCCCAGCCUGCUGUUUCAGCAUACCCUUUUACCACACUGAAUCCUCAUGUAGGCAUGAUUCUCUAUGAUGAUUAUCAACAGGUUGCUGUUGCUGACAUCCCAGGAUUGAUUCCCGGUGCACACAAGAACAAAGGACUUGGUAUCAGCUUUUUGAGGCAUAUCGAGCGUUGCUUGUGCCUUGUCUAUGUCAUUGACCUGUCCAUUGAUUAUCCUUGGGAACAGCUGACCCACUUGCGCUAUGAACUCAACCAGUAUCAGGAUGGACUUGCUGACAGACCAAGUUUGUUAGUGGGGAAUAAAAUUGAUAUCCCAGGGGCUGUUGAGAAGUUAGAGGAAUUAAAAUGUUUUUUGAGUAGAGAGACUGAUGUGGGAAUAACAUCUUGCAUACCUAUUUUAGGAGUGUCAGCUAAAAAAUUAUUAGGGAUUGAUGAGUUUCUGCAUCAUUUAAGAAUUAUGUAUAAUGAUAAUGUUCAGUAA
Molecule: messenger RNA, 1179 nt
Organism: Candidula unifasciata
Lineage: Eukaryota; Metazoa; Mollusca; Gastropoda; Stylommatophora; Geomitridae
Source: the annotation of a GenBank genome assembly